Molecule: messenger RNA, 1149 nt
Organism: Capronia coronata CBS 617.96
Lineage: Eukaryota; Fungi; Ascomycota; Eurotiomycetes; Chaetothyriales; Herpotrichiellaceae
Exons: 2
Coding region: 1-1149 (382 amino acids)
Cellular component (GO): cytoplasm
Molecular function (GO): electron-transferring-flavoprotein dehydrogenase activity; flavin adenine dinucleotide binding
Source: RefSeq, a predicted model, not a curated record
AUGUCUGUUCACCAGAUCGUCAUCAUCGGCGCCUCCUUUGGCGGCCUCGGAGUCGCCCAGGGUCUCCUGAAGCAGGUCUUGCCUACCCUAGGAAACAAGCAGGCCUACAAAGUGGUCCAGAUUGCUCCCAAUGACGAGUUCUUCUGGAAGAUCGGCGCCCCGAGAGUCAUUGCCAACCCCGACUCCCUGCCCUUGGACAAGGCUCUCAUCCCAAUCGCACCUCACUUCAAGAACUACAGUCCUAAGCAGUACGAGUUCAUCAAGGCCUAUGUCACCUCGAUCGACCCGUCAAGCAAGACUGUCCACACCAGCACUUCUGCUUCCAUCCACUACGACUCUCUCGUCAUCGCUUCGGGCACCAAUUUCGCUUCUGCCAUCUGGGCCGUCACAGACGGUUCCGAGCCCCUGAAAGCCGCCCUCAGUGACAUCCACGCGCGACUGCCGAGCGCAAAGUCCAUCCUGAUUGCUGGCGGAGGGGCCGCCGGUGUCGAGACCGCGGGCGAGUUGGGCGAGGUCUACGGGAAGAAGAAGGACAUCACCCUGUUGUCAGGCACCACCAGUCUCCUCUCCAGGCUCCAGAACAAGAAGGUCGGCAAGGAUGCGCAGGCUCGACUUGAGAAGCUGGGCGUCAAGGUCGUCAACAACAACCUCCGGGUUGUGGAGCACAGCAGACAAGAUGGCAAGGAAGUGUUGAAGCUGAGCAACGGAGAGACCAAGACCGUGGACGUCUACAUCGAGGCCACGGGCGACAGACCAAAUACCAAAUUCGUCCCUCAGGAGUGGUUGGACGACAAGCAACGCGUCAAGACAGACCCCGCCACUCUUCGUCUGGAUGUGCCCGGCGUUACCGGCGUGUACUGCAUCGGCUCAGUCGCCAGCUACUCUGACGGCUCUGUGCUGGACAUCAAGUUUGCCAAACCAGCGCUUCUGGAGUCCAUGAAGCUGGAUCUGCAAGGACAAGCUCCUGGCCCUCGCACCAAGAACAUCUACAAGAAGAUCACCAAAGACAUGCAGUUUGUCCCUAUUGGUUCGCAGCAGGGUGUCGGCAUUGCAUUUGGCCACAAACUGCCCAGCUUCCUCGUGAAGAUGGCCAAGGCCAAGGAUUUCAUGAUCGGCCAGGCGGUCAAGACGGUCGACGGAACUGCUUGA